Molecule: messenger RNA, 2478 nt
Organism: Mesorhabditis spiculigera
Lineage: Eukaryota; Metazoa; Nematoda; Chromadorea; Rhabditida; Rhabditidae
Source: the annotation of a GenBank genome assembly
AUGACCAGAAAGCGACGCUUCCCGGGGGACAUGAUCGGAACGCCGGCGGUCCAAACCGCUCCAAGUCGAUACGAAGCCUAUCGGCCGCCCUACCACGUUUCGUUCAACCGAAUCUGCCCACCGCCACAUCGCCGUAUCGUUCCUCCAUCACAUCACCCGGCAUCCCAUACCGUUGCCCUCAAUCGUCCCCCGCCACCGGAAGUGCCAAAGGUCCCUGCGCAUCGUGCAGCGAACGAAGGGCCAGCUACUAAAGCUGAUGCAGAAAGAGCGGCCAGCAGCUCUUCUCCUCCCGCAUAUCUCCAAUAUAAAACUAUUUCCGUGCCUCCACCGUCGCUGCAUAAAUGUGCGCAAUGUAGCCAGGAAGUCGUCGCGCAACCGGAUCAGGUGUCUCAUGCAUUGGUCAACCAUUCUCGACAGCAUAUGCGCCAACAACCAUUCGCCUGUUCGGCCUGUGGUGUGUUGGCAAAGACGAGCACGAUCAUGCGCGCCCACAACAUCCAGGCCCACAAUGGCAAUGCACAAGUGCAACAUCUCUCUGCCAGCCACUAUUCGGAGACCUUGAAGGAAAUGUGCAUCAAGAAUUUCCCGCUGGACGCCGAUGCAAUUAUCAAGGAUUUCUUCGCAGAGCCAACAGUCACCCGUUCUGCGGCUGAAGUGAAGCAAAUACAAAAUGGGGAACAAACACGCCCGAAAUCGUUGAUCGACCUGACGCGGACAAUCAAAUGCGAGAUUUGUUCUCGGCCCUUCGUCCGAGCUCUAAAACUUACCGAGACGCUGCAGAAGCUUAUCAACCAUGCAAACUUGCACCUCAAAUCAAAACCGUAUGGGUGUUCGGACUGUUCAUUUACGGCCAAGACGAUGAAGUGCGUCAGACAACAUCAACAAAUUUGCCAUGAGAACCAUGGUAUCGUCGUCAAGCAUAGUUCGCCGGAGUUUAUCUACGAGUUGAAGACGGUCACCAAGAACUGCUUCCCGGAUCAGGCGGAGGAUUGUGAAAUUGUGAUCGAUCGACAGGCGGCACAGGCCGAAAGUCUCGACGAACCGACUGAGAUUGGCACCCCAUUUGGGGAGAAUACGUGCAGGAAAUGCCUACGAACUUUGGCGACUCCGAUAACGGCCCGUCGAGUGUCCAACAUUCUCGACCACGUCGCCACCCAUAUCAACUAUAAGCCAUAUCGUUGCUCUAAAUGUACGUGCUGCUGCCGCGAUAAAGCGUGGAUGAAAAGGCAUUUGCGACGUGAGCAUCAAGGGGAGGGCUUCCUCAUCCACGCCUUCACGGAUGAAUACUGCGUUAAAUGGAGGAAUAUGACGCUGGCAAACUUCAUCAUCGACGCGGCAUUGGUGGACAAGGCGAUCAACCGCCUCCGCUCAAAACCCGGCACUUCGUCAGUAGCUGAUGAAGAACUGGGAACGGCAUUGCAAUGCAAGCGCUGCAAUCAACUGAUCUAUGCCGGGAAAUCGCCCAUCACGACGUCAGCUCGUAUCAUCAAACACACAAUGUCUCAUAUGGAAUUCAAGCCGUACCGUUGUUCCUCUUGCAAUUUCGAAACGCACGAUCGGUUCGAGCUGAAGCGUCGCCGCGUCGAUGAACAUUGCUGUGGUGCGUCUAUGGUUGAUGAAAGCACAUCCAACUUCUAUGAUGAGAAGUUGGUGAACAUCUACGGACAGAAGCUAAAGCCCGGCCGAAAAGUUCGCCAAGUCAUCGACUUGGAAGCGGAGGAGGGCAAUGGAGAAGAUGAAUCCUGUGAGAUCGUAGAUGGCAAUUACUUCACGGAGAUUUCGGCGGCAAUGAUCAAGACAAUUAGCGAAAGCGUGGGGCAGGCGAUGGAAAAUGGUUUUACUAUACCCGAAAGCCCCGAUGUGAAGCCGGAAAAGAGCGCAUUGGAGGAAGAAAUGGCAGACGAUGACGAGGACCCGGAACUCCUGGAGCAGCAGACGGAUGAGGAGAUGGAUGAGCCUGACGACGUGGAAAAUGAAGAUGACGUCAAGCCAGAUAUUGCGCAACUUUUGGCGCAGGCGUCGUCAAGCAACUCCAGCCCCCAGCCGCAAGCACAUGUCAAGCAGGAACCGUUGGACGUCUCCCCCAUCGACGAUUCUGUGUAUUUCGACCCGCAAUCGGAAGAAAGCCUGAUCGAUGGCAUUAUGGACCACCGUCUGAUCGAAGAAUUGGAGCAGGUCAAGGCCGAAUUGGAAGAAAAAGCGACGGCCAAUAAGAAAUUGAUGGAAAAGCUGAACGAGGCUGAGAAACAGAAUGAGGCGUUUCGAAGGGAACUCGUGUCGAAGGCAGCCAUCAUUAACGGGUUGAAUGAGAAACGGGAGAUGUUGCGGAAGGAGCUGGAGACAAAGACGGCCGACAACGUCGCAAUGAAUGAAAAACAACAAAAGCUUUACGCUCAUAUUGGCGAGAUGAGCACGGAGAACAAGAUCUUGAAGGAUGACAUCGAGGAGCUGAAGAAACAAUUGCUUGCCGCCAAGAAA